AUGCUAAGGAGGCAAGCACGGGAAAGGAGAGAGUACUUGUACCGCAAGGCUCAAGAAUUGCAAGAGUCCCAACUUCAACAGAAAAGAGAUGUCAUAAAGAAUGCGUUAGCACAGGGAAAGCCUCUACCGAAGGAGUUGGCGGAGGAUGAGCAGUUGCAAAAGGAUUUCAGAUAUGAUCAGACCAUGAAAGACGUCACAGCAGAUUCAGUGGACGACGAAUAUGCGGCUACCAGUGGUUUAGCUGAUCCCAGAAUCAUCGUAACGACGUCUAGAGAUCCCAGCACCAGACUAUCUCAAUUUGCCAAGGAAAUAAAACUACUUUUCCCUACGGCUGUCAGACUGAACAGAGGUAACUAUAUCAUGAGUAAUCUUGUAAGUGCGUGCGUCAAGUCGGGGACUUCCGAUCUGGUGGUAUUGCAUGAACACAGAGGUGUCCCCACGUCACUGACCAUAUCGCAUUUCCCACACGGUCCCACGGCCUAUUUCACAUUGCACAACGUUGUGUUGAGGCACGAUAUACUGAAUCGUGGUAACCAAAGUGAGGUGAACCCACAUCUUAUCUUUGAGAACUUCACCACCACGCUAGGUAAGAGGGUAGAAUGCAUAUUGAAACACCUGUUCCCGCCUGGGCCUAAGAAGGACUCGCCGCGAGUGAUUACGUUCGUGAACAAGGGAGAUUUCAUCAGUGUCAGACAACACGUGUAUGUACGGACCCGCGAGGGAGUGGAACUCGCCGAGGUAGGUCCCAGGUUCGAGAUGAGGCUGUUUGAAUUGAGGUUGGGCACAUUGGACAAUAAGGACGCUGACGUUGAAUGGCAAUUGAGGAGGUUCGUGAGAACCGCAGCCCGGAAGGACUAUUUGUAA
This is a messenger RNA of Torulaspora globosa, 864 nucleotides long. RefSeq names its product snoRNA-binding rRNA-processing protein IMP4 (gene IMP4). The transcript has a single exon. Gene Ontology annotation, biological process: rRNA processing. Bases 1 to 864 code for a protein of 287 amino acids. Gene Ontology annotation, cellular component: nucleolus; small-subunit processome; Mpp10 complex. Lineage: Eukaryota; Fungi; Ascomycota; Saccharomycetes; Saccharomycetales; Saccharomycetaceae. The record is from RefSeq and is a predicted model, not a curated record. Gene Ontology annotation, molecular function: snoRNA binding; rRNA primary transcript binding.